This is a messenger RNA of Penicillium hordei, 573 nucleotides long. RefSeq lists its product as uncharacterized. NCBI's taxonomy places the organism in Eukaryota, Fungi, Ascomycota, Eurotiomycetes, Eurotiales, Aspergillaceae. The record is from RefSeq and is a predicted model, not a curated record. The transcript has 2 exons. The coding region runs from base 1 to 573 and encodes 190 amino acids.
AUGCAAGCGGGACCAGAGUUGGUGGUAGCAUCCCUACUCAACCGAAAAACCACGGCGCAAGCCCACUUCCGCUGCCACCAUUGGGACCUUAUCAGGGACCGCGGCCGCCAUCUAAUCAGCAUCGCGGUCCCUCGCAUGUCUCUUUACUGUCAGCGCCGACUCGUCCUCGCCGCGGACCUGGUCCACGUGAAGCUUGGACGGGAUCUCCGCCAGUACGCCGUGGAACUGUUGCACCUUCGCAAGCCCCACCAGCAGGUCCUCGCGCCUCUUUUUCAUCUCCCGUACCUGAAGGGGGUCAACCACCUUGCAGGCCUGUGUACUAUCAUACCAGAAGGUCGAAGUCUUCCGUUGCUUCUAGACCCUGCCGUGGAGAAGCGGUUGGCUCAGCUUGAUGUCGACAAAGAAAAACUUCUCGAGCAGAUCACAGAGACGCAGAGGUCCAAGCGAGCGGAACUUCGAGACUGGGAUCGACUCGAUCGCGAAAGCUCAAUCUGCGCCCUCAAGAGCGAGCUAGCUGAGGGCCAUCUCCAGCGAAUGGCCGAUGAGAGCAUUGGGGGCGGGAACUUGUUCUAG